Messenger RNA from Racocetra persica, 933 nucleotides. Lineage: Eukaryota; Fungi; Glomeromycota; Glomeromycetes; Diversisporales; Gigasporaceae. The record is from the annotation of a GenBank genome assembly.
AUGGUAUCCCACGUUUCGCUUCUUGUUGUCAUAAUUACAGCGAAAAAUAGUUCCUCAUGCUCACAAGGUCUUGCCAAAUACAAGAUUUAUGAAGAAUUGUCACAAACGAUUAAAUUCAAAUAUUUCUUCUCCACAAAUCAAUCACCUCAUGUACUUGCAAACGGUAAUCUUGUAUUUAUUUCUGGUAAAUACAUUGUUGAAAAUUCCGAACCAUGUUUUACUAUCGCGUAUUCAAGCAUUAUUGGUAAAAAUCCAAACUAUGGAUUUGAUAUGACUGCUAUCCCUAUAUGCAUUCCUCAUUGUAUAUACUCGGUGAUUGUCAAUCGUGAACCAAAAGAAGUUAAAGAAUUUAUUCAUUUUGGUGCCGAGACUGUUGAAUAUAAUUCGGUUACCGGUAAACCUGAUGUCAAGAUAGACUUGACUAUAAUUUAUCCUUCUCAAUCUUCUAGGUUUAAAUAUCUGGGCCCUUCGGGCUCAAAUAUUAAAUCACUAUCUACCUAUUUUAUAUCAGGUUUUCUGAAAUUUUCUAAGUCAGGAAAAAUGAUGAUUGAGGCUACUAAUGUUGAUUAUCUGAAAACUUCAACUAUUAGUAUUACUGCAUCCAAAACUUCUUCUUUAACGAUAGCUAACACACUAUCAAUUAUUGAUCUCAUUGAUGAUGAUAUUGAUUUGACUACUACCCGACUGAAGCAGCAACUUGAACCUUUCCUAACUUCGGCAAAAAAUAUUGAUGCUUAUGAUUCGGGUACCCAGGUUAUUGGUCAGCUGUCUGAUGAUGAUGUUUACGAUCAAAAAACUGUGGAACUAGAGGAAGAUAUGAACUCACAAGAUGAAAUUGAAGAGCUUGAUGAAGAAGUUCAACCUAAAAAAAGAAGAAAAUCUGCUAAGGGGAUCAAAAGAAAAAGGGAAGAAAGUAAACAUAAAAGUUGGUAA